Molecule: messenger RNA, 581 nt
Organism: Carlito syrichta (Philippine tarsier)
Lineage: Eukaryota; Metazoa; Chordata; Mammalia; Primates; Tarsiidae
Product: procollagen-lysine,2-oxoglutarate 5-dioxygenase 3-like
Exons: 2
Coding region: 14-283 (89 amino acids)
Biological process (GO): peptidyl-lysine hydroxylation
Cellular component (GO): endoplasmic reticulum
Molecular function (GO): procollagen-lysine 5-dioxygenase activity; procollagen glucosyltransferase activity
Source: RefSeq, a predicted model, not a curated record
GACACGGGCCGUCAUGAACUUCGUGGUCCGCUACCGGCCGGACGAGCAGCCCUCUCUGCGGCCGCAUCACGACUCGUCCACCUUCACCCUGAACGUCGCCCUCAACCACAAGGGCCUGGACUACGAGGGAGGAGGCUGCCGCUUCCUGCGCUAUGACUGCGUGGUCUCAUCCCCGAGGAAGGGCUGGGGGCUGCUGCACCCGGGUCGCCUCACCCACUACCACGAGGGGCUGCCCACGACCCGGGGCACUCGUUACAUCAUGGUGUCAUUUGUUGACCCCUGACACUCAACCACUCUGCCAAACCUUCCCGGCCAUUGUGCCUUCUUGGGGUGCCUGGCCCCGUCCUUGGAGAGGGGGUCUGUGCAUCUCCUCUCUUUCUGAGUGCACGUCCUGUAUGCCUGGGACUGAAUGUGUCACCUCACCCCACCACACGGCCCUCUCAGGAAGCUCCUGGAGCCCUCCGCCCCUCCCCUCCGUCCCCAAGGGUUCAGGGAGACAGGGCUUCUCGGGGAUCCCCAUGUGAUAAAUUAUUAAGGUUCCUCAGCCUCCCUCCCAAUAAAGGAGGAUUUCUAACUUUCGA